AUGGCUGUGGUGGUGAAUUUCUUAACCGAAAAACGUCACAGUUUUUUGCAAUAUUUACAAAUUGUGCAGCCGUUGCGGGAUCGCGCCAGAGAAUCUCAUAAAGUUUUGCUCGCUAUCGUCUUUGUCACUAACCUGGUAGAUAACCUGUUGCUAACAUCUGUUGUGCCCAUCAUACCACAGUUUCUGUUAAACCUAGACAGGAAAGAAUUUGACAUUGGCAGGCACAAUCUUACGGAAAUUAUAACGACAGACUCUAGGAUUAAGCCAUACCAUGGUGAUGAAAAGUAUGACAACCUGACUAACGGUGGACAGUUCAACUACAGCCACGAUGUCGCCCAGGGAUUUUCAGUGUCCUCUGUAGCAAUGAGUGAAAAUGGACGAGUUGGUUGGUUGCUAUCUUCUAAGGCGAUAGUUCAGCUUUUCGCCAAUCCUUUUGUUGGACCGUUGUGUAACAAAGUGGGUUACCCAUUAGUGCUACUAGUUGGUGCAUCGUUAUUCUUCAUCUCUUCCAUUGUGUUUGCCAUUGCUGAAAGUUACAUCCCGCUCUUCAUUGCUCGAUCCGUGCAGGGAUUUGGUUCUGCCGCUGCAACUAUUGCAGGAAUGAGUAUUGUAGCUCAGAGCUACCCUGACGACUGUGGACGAAGUCGUGCAAUGGGUAUAGCAAUGGGAGGCGCCGCCUUUGGUAUUCUGGUCGGCUACCCAUUCGGUAGUUUCACGUACACUUUCGUUGGGAAGACUGUGGCGUUCCUCAUUAUAGCUGGCGUGGUGCUCCUUGAUUUAGGAAUGCAGUGGUUUGUGUUUGGACUACAGAACAGGAAAGAGUCACAAGGGGAAGUAACACCACUUCAAGUUCUACUCAAAGAUCGCUACAUAAUUAUUGCAUCAGGUGCUAUUAUGCUGACCACAAUGUCCAUGUCAGUUCUGGAACCAACAGUACCUCUCUGGGUUAUGGGGUUCAUGCAUGUGGAAAACUGGGAGCUAGGUUUGAUAUUUUUACCAGACAGCGUUGGUUAUUUCGUUGGCACUAACUGUUUUGGAGUAGUGGCUAGAAAUAUAGGAAGAGCGAUGUGCACACUCUGUUGCAUGCUGAUGAUUGCCCUGUGUCAGAUUUGU
Molecule: messenger RNA, 1113 nt
Organism: Candidula unifasciata
Lineage: Eukaryota; Metazoa; Mollusca; Gastropoda; Stylommatophora; Geomitridae
Source: the annotation of a GenBank genome assembly